AUGUUCCCCGGGAAAACAGAUGUCGCAACGCUGUUAAGCCAAAGACCGAUUGCAGCUGUCCACAACGGGAUCCGCCUUUUGUUACUCCGGCCAGGUAGAUUUCUCGAUGACAUCCAAAGCGACCUCAUCGACGUCUGCUUCGAUGAUCAGCUUAAGUAUGAGGCCCUCUCGUAUACUUGGGGCGACGGAAAGACAAAGCGUCCGAUCCGUGUCAGCGGAUCACGACUAGAUGUCUCGGCGAACCUUGAGGUAGCGCUGCGUCACUUGCGCCCCCUGACUACCACGAGGGUUCUGUGGAUAGAUGCGCUUUGCAUCAACCAGGGCGACUAUGAGGAGAGAUCAGACCAGGUGAAGAAAAUGUUCCAAAUUUACCGGCGGGCGACGAAUGUUAUCGCUUGGUUGGGGAAAGAGAGUCGGGGCAGCGGGGAUUCGAUGGCCCUUGUCACGGACUUUGCCAUGUUCCUCAGGGGAAAUGGUGUCGUCGACUUGGAAUCCGCCCAGAAUUUCAACAACCGAGCCAAAAAGUCACGGAAAGGACCUAGCGGCGACCUGAACAAUCUUGGGUUCCCGUUCAAGGAAAAGAAGCGGGACUGGGAAUCGUUGUGGAAGCUUUUGAGGCGGCCAUACUGGAGCCGGAUGUGGAUAUUGCAGGAAUUGGCUGCACGAGGAUAUUGGGGGAGUAGAGACUCGAUGCCGUGUACUCUUCAGUGCGGCUCGCAUACCGCAUCUAUGCACGAUCUCCAAAUGAUGUUUGACCAUUUCAACAUCAUGUGGUCAUGGUAUUCUCCGAGUGAGGUCGGGGACUGGCGCCUUCAGCAGCCGUUCAAGUCAUUCACGAGACAGGGCUUCAUGGACCCCCCGGGCUUUACCAUGUGCGCUACUCUGAGAUUGUUUCACCUUGACCGUGCUGCUGGAAGAUCGACACUGAAGAGGUUGCUGCACUUGUCGCACCCUCUGGACGCCUCGGAAGACCGUGACAAGAUGUAUGCCCUCCUCGGUCUCGUGUCCGAAAACUAUACGAUAAGUCCAGACUACACUAUAUCGCUUUCAGACAUCUUGAUACACUAUGUCAGGAACAGCGUCGAGACAGAUGGGUCUUUGAAUGCUCUUUUCUCGAACCGUUUGUACCCGUGCGAGUCAGGGCUACCAACAUGGACGCCAGAGAUUCGUAACAAAUGGCAUGCUCCGUGUCAAUGGGAAAAGCAUGGGGUUGACACACUGUUCAAAGCCAGUGGCAACAAGAAGGCAGAUGUGGAAUUCAUCCCAUACCAGGACCUGAAUCAGGAUUCGGUAAUCCUACGCGCCAAGGGUGUGGUCAUUGGCGAGAUUGACCAUGUCAUCGGCCCUUGCCGCAUCGAUGAUCUCGUACAACGUACCAUAAUGACAAGGUUUUCCUCAUUUAUCCACCGAGGAAGGUAUGAGUUGUUCAUGAUGGAGCUCAGCCGAUUUGCAUCCGAUCUCGAGAAUGGGUCGGCUGACUACGGCUCCUUCUGGCGAACUUUGGUCUUGAAUAGAAAUGAGGAUGUUAAUGACACGCGGCAAGCCUCCAAGGGUCUGCGCAUCGGAGGGGUCAUCGAACUCCGAAGAGACUGGCUACAAGCAAAAGAAAUGGGAGAGGUUGUCGCGGGAGAGGAUGGGGUGAAGCACAGAAACACCUUUCGCCGGUGCGUAUACAGAUGCGUGAUGAACCGUACCUUUUUCAGGGCCAGGGGCCAUAGCUAUACGUACAUGGGCCUCGGCCCGUACGACGCCCGCCCUGGAGAUCUGGCGGUCGUUUUGUUUGGGUCGGAUCAGUGUUUGGUGUUGCGACCCAGAGGAGAAGGGUUGGAGGGGUAUAAUGUGAUUGGGACGGCAUAUGUUCACGGCGCGAUGCGGGGAGAAUUGGUAGAGGAGCAAGAUGUGCAAGAGAGUGUAUUCGAUCUUUACUAA
This is a messenger RNA of Clonostachys byssicola, 1929 nucleotides long. Lineage: Eukaryota; Fungi; Ascomycota; Sordariomycetes; Hypocreales; Bionectriaceae. The record is from the annotation of a GenBank genome assembly.